UUUCAAAAUUGAGAUCCCUGAACAGUGGUAUUUUCGUGGAAGUCGUCAGUUAUCCCGAUACGCUGGAUCAUUAUCACAGGAGCGGUUGCAAUAUGGCAGUGUAGACGUCAUGUGAAUGGAUCGUAUGGGUUAUGUCCAGGGUUAUGUUUUCCUCCCGUGCCAUGUCUAAAACCUCGGAGUAAUUUCAAACUAUACUAUAUGUCAGGAAUGCUGAUGAGUGCCGAGUUUGAAGGAUAGAGAAAUAUAUACAAUCUUAGAGGCAGAAGGGAGUAGACAGAAGAUCUGAAUGCAGCAAGUAGUGCAGCUAGGACGGAGGCUGGCGACCACCAUGGCUACUAUCAACCCCGCGGAAACGGCUCUGGAGCUUGUGCGCCAGCAAAAGAAAGCGCUCCGGACCAUUGUGCGACGAGAGCUUCGUAAUUUCCCGGCGGAGUUGAAGCGUGAGGAAGAUGAAGCAAUCCAGAAGCAUGUACUCUCUGCGGAGUGGUAUCAGAAGAGCAAGCGCAUUUGCGCCUACGUGAGCUGCGCGAGCCUUCGCGAAGUGGAAACUUCGCUCAUCAUAGCCGACCUUCUUGAAAAGCAACGGCAACACGCAGGAAUGAAAGUUUAUGUGCCGCGAAUUGAAGACAAAGAAAGCCAUAUGCGGAUGCUGCACAUCACCAACACCGAGGACGAUUUAAUAGCCAAUCACAUGAACAUUCUGGAACCUACCCUGGUAGAUUCCACAGGAAACCCUAGAGAUGAAGUGAUGCAGACAACUGAGCCCCUGGACCUGCUCUUACUGCCAGGAUUGGCUUUCGAUCGAAAGGGGGGCCGCCUUGGACGUGGUGGAGGGUACUACGACCUUUUUCUCCAAAAUUAUCUGCUUCUUGCUAAGGACAAAGGAUGGAAGCGACCCUUGCUAGUUGCAUUGUCAUACAGUCCCCAGAUCCGGGAUGACGCUGUGCCUGUGGACGGUACUGACGUGAACAUUGAUGCCUUGGUGAGUAGAGAUGGAAUACUUGCCUUCAAUUCUUCAGCUGAAAAGCAGAUGAAUCAUUCAUAGUGCCUUGAGCCGUAAUGUGUUCUAGCAAGAACAUGUAUACCAUCUGAGAAUUCACUCCUUAGCAAAUUAAUACAAUCCACGCACCACCCAACUCCAUUGCUUUGUCA
This is a messenger RNA of Physcomitrium patens, 1152 nucleotides long. RefSeq names its product 5-formyltetrahydrofolate cyclo-ligase, mitochondrial. Gene Ontology annotation, cellular component: mitochondrion. The record is from RefSeq and is a predicted model, not a curated record. Gene Ontology annotation, molecular function: 5-formyltetrahydrofolate cyclo-ligase activity. Gene Ontology annotation, biological process: tetrahydrofolate interconversion; folic acid-containing compound biosynthetic process. Lineage: Eukaryota; Viridiplantae; Streptophyta; Bryopsida; Funariales; Funariaceae.